Molecule: messenger RNA, 1879 nt
Organism: Phascolarctos cinereus (koala)
Lineage: Eukaryota; Metazoa; Chordata; Mammalia; Diprotodontia; Phascolarctidae
Gene: EI24
Product: EI24 autophagy associated transmembrane protein
Biological process (GO): macroautophagy
Cellular component (GO): endoplasmic reticulum
Source: RefSeq, a predicted model, not a curated record
CCUGCAGCCGCUCGGCGCAGCGCCGGUCCCGCUCGCUUCCCAGCCUGCCCCGUGCAGCCCGGGCAUGCCCAGUGCGGGAGGUGCGGGCCCCGGCCUGGGGAGCGGCGCCGGCUGGAAGGCGGCGGGCAGCGGCGGCGGCAGCCGGGGCCGGGAGAGCCGAGCGGGGCCGCGGGCAGGCUCUGUUUUUUCAGGCUCUUCACGAUGAGAGAUUUUGGGAUCCUUCUCUUCCCUUCUCCCUGUAGUUGAUAGUUUGGGUGGUGGAAGUGAUGCAGAAGUAGAGAUGGCUGACAGUGUCAAAACAUUUCUCCAUGAUCUUGUCAGGGGAAUCAAGGACUCCAUCUGGGGCAUCUGCACCAUCUCCAAAUUGGAUGCCCGGAUCCAACAGAAAAGGGAAGAGCAGCGUCGAAGAAGGGCAAGCAGUGUUUUAGCACAGAGAAGAGCCCAAAGUGAGGAGCGGAAGCAGGAGAGUGAGCCAAGGAUAGUGAGCAGAAUUUUCCAGUGCUGUGCUUGGAAUGGAGGAGUAUUCUGGCUGAGUCUUCUCUUGUUUUACCGAGUAUUUAUCCCUGUGCUUCAGUCAGUAACAGCUCAAAUUAUUGGAGAUCCCUCUCUGCAUGGAGAUGUCUGGUCCUGGCUGGAGUUUAUCCUCACCUCUAUCUUUAGUGCUCUGUGGGUGCUCCCUCUGUUUGUGCUCAGUAAAGUGGUGAAUGCCAUAUGGUUUCAGGAUAUUGCUGAUCUGGCAUUCGAGGUAUCUGGGAGGAAACCUCAGCCUUUCCCAAGUGUCAGCAAGAUCAUCGCCGACAUGCUUUUUAAUCUCUUACUACAGGCCCUUUUCCUGAUCCAGGGCAUGUUUGUCAGUCUAUUCCCGAUCCAUCUCAUUGGCCAGUUGGUCAGUCUCCUGCACAUGUCUCUUCUCUACUCACUUUAUUGUUUUGAGUACCGUUGGUUCAACAAAGGAAUUGAAAUGCAUCAGCGAUUAUCCAACAUUGAAAGGAAUUGGCCUUACUACUUUGGAUUUGGUCUACCCUUGGCCUUCCUCACAGCAAUGCAGUCUUCUUACAUCAUCAGUGGCUGUCUCUUCUCUAUCCUCUUCCCUCUGUUCAUCAUCAGCGCCAAUGAAGCGAAGACCCCUGGGAAAGCGUACCUCUUCCAGUUACGCCUCUUCUCCUUGGUGGUCUUCCUAAGCAACAGACUCUUUCACAAGACGGUCUACCUGCAGUCUGCCCUGAGCAGCUCAGCCUCUGCCGAAAAGCUCCCCUCACCUCAUCCAUCUCCUGCCAAACUGAAGGCUGCUGCAGCCCACUGAGCUGCCUCCAAGGGGAGGGAUGGCUUUGGGGGGAGGCACUGGUGGUGGCUUCCUCAGUUUCCCCUAACCCAGGGAAAGCAGGACCCACCCUGCCAAGGGCCCUCAGCACAUUCCCGUUGUUCUCUGUGGGAUCUGGAGUUUUACUGUCUUGUAAGUGUAGGCCAGGAUCUUUUUGAUGCCAGGUGUGGAUUUUUAAUGCUGUCAGCGUGACCGCAGAUUUUUCUGCAGCUGUUUUCUAGCCUUUGCCAGCCCUGUGCCUGUGCUGAUUUGAACACUUUGCUUUUCUCCCCGUGCCAUCCCUCCCCUUUGCUCUGCCACCCUUGGAUGAAUGGAUUUUGUAAAUCCAGUUUGUUUGUUUUUCUGUGUGUGUGUGUGUGUGUGUGUGUUGUGUGUGUGUGUGUGUGUGUGUGUGUGUGUGUGUGUUUGUUUUUUGGUGAAACCUGCUCAUUGGGUGUGGAGGGAGGGGGAGUCUCCCAGCUAGUCCUGGUUACUUCCUUCUGCGGCCUUCACUGUCUUUGGUUCUUGUGACUCAGGUUAGGUUUUCAUCCCUUCUACUUCACAGCAAAAAAAAAAAAA